GCAGUUAUUUCAUUCAGUUUCAUACCGCAAAAUCUAGAGGCCAUACGGCCAUUCAGUGUUGAUGAUAUUUUUGUGUUAUUGUUUGCAGGCGCUGAUGUGAACGCAAAAACGGAGGAAACGCAAGAGACCGCAUUGACUCNGGAGGUUUGCGAGAUGCUCCUUAACGCUGGAGCUGACAUAGAAGUCAAUGGUGGUGGUUGUUCGACUCCUUUAAUGGAAGCUGCACAGGAGGGGCAUUUAGAGCUUGUCCGUCGCCUGUUAGAACGAGGAGCAGCAGUCAAGGCAGUCACUACCACGGGUGAUACUGCAUUGCAUUAUGCUGCUGAGAAUGGACAUGUCAAAGUUUGUAAACAGUUGUUAGAUUGGGGUGCUGAUUUGGGUGCAAUGACUGAGGGAGGAAGAACACCCUUGAUGAAAGCUGCCCGCAAUGGCAAUCUGGAAGUAGUUCAACUCUUUCUGGAGCACGGUGCCCCUAUCGAUCAGCCGACCUCUCAAAAUGAUGCCAACGCAUUAUCCCUCGCUUGUGCUGGUGGACAUGCCAAGGUCAGAUUUAUUGUUUAUGCUGAAGGACCACUAUUUUAUCUCUACUUAUUGCAACAUGGUGCUGAUCCCCAAUAUCAACUCAGAGAUGGAUCCACGAUGCUUAUUGAAGCUGCUCAACCCAUCGCUACCGUCAACAAUGUCCCUCCCUUGGUGGAUGUGAACGCGUGUAUCGAAUCUAGCAUGGAAACUGCGCUGACCCUAGCUAGUAACGGUGGCCACGUGGAGUUGGUGCGUCUUUUAUUGGAACGCGGUGCAGAUCGAGAACAUCGAGAUAAGAAGUCACACACUCCAUUACAUACUGCUGUUUAUGCUAAUCAAAGAGCCGUAGUUGCAUUGCUGCUGGAUUACGGGGCUGAUAUUGAAGCGCAGGUGGAUCGCACAAAAGAUACGGCGCUAUCGAUUGCCUGUUCCCAUGGGCGACUAGAGGUGAGUGGCUUUAAACAUGUUUUUGGAAUCUUCUUACGCCCCCGUAUAUUAAAAAAAUUUACUAUUAUUGUCGAAGAGCUUUUAAAUCGGGGUGCAAAUAAAGAACAUCGCAAUAUAUCCGAUUACACACCCUUGAGUUUGGCCGCUUCAGGGGGCUACGUCGAAGUCAUUCAGCUGUUACUGCGCCAUGGAGCUGAGAUCAACUCGCGUACUGGAUCCAAAUUAGGCAUUUCCCCGUUGAUGUUGGCUUCCAUGAAUGGCCACACGAAUGCAGUGCGUCUCCUUUUGGAGCAUGGAUCCGAUAUUAAUGCGCAUAUCGAAACGAACCGAAACACGGCACUCACACUUGCGUGCUUUCAAGGACGCGCUGAUGUGGUGCAACUCCUUGUGGAACGAAAAGCGAAUAUCGAACACCGUGCCAAAACUGGUCUAACACCACUUAUGGAAGCCGCUUCGGGCGAUUUCGUAGAGGUGGGCAUGAUUCUCCUCGAGCACGGAGCUGAUGUGAAUGCUUCACCCGUACCAAGCUCACGUGAUACAGCAUUGACGAUUGCCGCAGAUAAAGGAAACGCAAAAUUUGUCGAACUCCUCCUAGAGAAGCAGCGAGUGAAGACUUCUUCAGCAGAGGCUAUUCGAGACUCCUGGUCCUAUAAGGUUUCAGAAAAUACAAGGAAAAUGUAUUCAAUCACAUCCGACCGUAUUGCGACCUGCAGAAGUGAAUUUUUUGAUUGGAUUUUUGAUUAA
Messenger RNA from Echinostoma caproni, 1713 nucleotides. The record is from the annotation of a GenBank genome assembly. Lineage: Eukaryota; Metazoa; Platyhelminthes; Trematoda; Plagiorchiida; Echinostomatidae.